AAACCAGAAGGAAAGCGCUCGGGACGGCGCCGGCUACGCGGGCAACCUCCUGGAGAAGCCGGCGCCCCUCGACAGGGGCCUCCAGCCCCGGCUCUCCCACGACUCGGACGGCCUGCGGAAGCUCAUCAGGAAGGAGCUGGAGAGCCUCAGGGUGAAACUGUCCCCGUACGUGGACGAAGUCCACCACAAGGUCGGCAAGCACCUGGAAGACCUUCGCUACCGGCUGCAGCCCUUCACGGAGGAGCUCCUGGACCAGGUGUCCCUGAAGGCCCGGGAGCUCCGGCGGCAGCUCACGCCCAGCCGGGAGGCGACGGCUCAGCUCCUGGAGGGCGCGGAGGAGGUGCAGCUGUUCACGGCGCACUACGCCGACGAGCUCGCCUUCCACGCCGACCAGGCGAAGGACAUCUUCCGCCCCUACUCGGAGCGGCUGGUGACCGAGAUCCACCGCAACGUGGAGGAGCUGCACAGAAACGUCGUCCCGCACGCCCGGGCCAGCCCGGAGGCGCUCAACCAGGACAUCCAGGAGCUCUCCGCCAAGCUGACCCGGGAGGCGAGGGACCUCCACCAGAAGAUCCAGAGGAACCUGGAGCAGCUGAAGGCCAAGCUGAGCCUCCCCGCCCGCGGCCCGCGGCAGCCGCCCGCCCCCCCCUCCGCCUGCGACAGCUGCUCCUGGUCCAACACGGAGAUCCAGUCCGCGGGCAGGAUCCAGGAGCAGGGGGUGCGCUACACCCUGGCUGUCGCCUCCCGUCAGGCCCGGGAGCUCCGGCGGCAGCUCACGCCCAGCCGGGAGGCGACGGCUCAGCUCCUGGAGGGCGCGGAGGAGGUGCAGCGGUUCACGGCGCACUACGCCGACGAGCUCGCCUUCCACGCCGACCAGGCGAAGGACAUCUUCCGCCCCUACUCGGAGCGGCUGGUGACCGAGAUCCACCGCAACGUGGAGGAGCUGCACAGAAACGUCGUCCCGCACGCCCGGGCCAGCCCGGAGGCGCUCAACCAGGACAUCCAGGAGCUCUCCGCCAAGCUGACCCGGGAGGCGAGGGACCUCCACCAGAAGAUCCAGAGGAACCUGGAGCAGCUGAAGGCCAAGCUGAUCCUUACCACCGUCGAAGGGAUCAUUGACAGAGCUGUCGCGGGCCUGGAGCAGGACCAGCCCGCCCGCAGGGCGACGGACGAAGAGGUGGCAAGGAAAAUAGAUGAGUUCAUUGGGAAACUGAAGCAGCUGAAAGAAGUCCGUUCCCCCUUCACCUUUAUCGUGGACGAUCCUUCAGGGAACAGCUUCGUGGAGAACCCGCGCGCACCGCAGAAGGAUGACGCCCUCGUGGUCGCUCGCUACAGGAGGACUCCCCAGCAGGCCGCCAUGCUGGGACUGGAGGUGAAGUCCGGAGGAGCGAUCGAACCGCAGGGCACCAGGAUUACCCUUCGGAUCGCAGACCCUUCCGACAUGACGAGGGACGUCCUGAAGUCGGAGACGUGCAGCGUGGAGAUCCCAGAGCUGGAGUUCGAGCUGGGGAUGGGAGCGCUGGGGGGGAAAUUCACCACGCUGGAAGGGCUGCUGAAGGACAUCAGAGACCUGGUUGAGAGAAACCCCUUCACGCUGGGGGACAGCUCCGCGCCCAGCAAAACGGAAAAGCUGCAAGAGUUCGUUGGGAAGCUGCAGGAGAUCAUAGAGGGCAAGGCGAAGGCUCACUUCAUCAUGGACGACCCUGCAGGCAACAGCUACCUUCAGGUACGGUGUUGGGCGCUCGAAAGAUGA
Molecule: messenger RNA, 1753 nt
Organism: Nipponia nippon (crested ibis)
Lineage: Eukaryota; Metazoa; Chordata; Aves; Pelecaniformes; Threskiornithidae
Source: RefSeq, a predicted model, not a curated record